AUGUUUGAGAGGAGGAACAGGCUUAAUGGCUUCUUUUCGCUAGGUUGUCACACAUGUGGGACUAUUUUGGUACCAGAAUUGACCAGCAAACACGUCUGUAAACCAUUUCCUGGGUUCUGGGAGGUAUUUACUUUGGGCACCACUGCCAAGGAGUAUUCUGAUCUGGACAACACUAUUUCUCGGAAAAUGGAGAUCAUCAAUGGUACAACUUCUGUGUGCAUUCUCUGUCAACAAAAGUUUGAUACCUCCUUUGCUGAGGUAGCUCAAAUCUGUUCAGUGAAAUGUGUGACAGUGCUGUGCAGAGGUAGCUCAAAUCUCUUCACUCAAAUCUGUGAUAGUGCUGUGCAGAGGUAGCUCAUGUUCAGUUGCCAACAAACUUUGCUGUCUCCAAAGAGGGUUGUUUCACUAAAGAUUUAAGAUUGUUCAACUAUGGAUAUGGAUACAAUACAG
Messenger RNA from Sorghum bicolor (sorghum), 450 nucleotides. RefSeq lists its product as uncharacterized. The transcript is spliced from 4 exons. NCBI's taxonomy places the organism in Eukaryota, Viridiplantae, Streptophyta, Magnoliopsida, Poales, Poaceae. Bases 1 to 354 code for a protein of 117 amino acids. The record is from RefSeq and is a predicted model, not a curated record.